Molecule: messenger RNA, 1358 nt
Organism: Setaria italica (foxtail millet)
Lineage: Eukaryota; Viridiplantae; Streptophyta; Magnoliopsida; Poales; Poaceae
Product: putative glycine-rich cell wall structural protein 1
Exons: 1
Coding region: 207-992 (261 amino acids)
Source: RefSeq, a predicted model, not a curated record
CUGAAUGGGCCGGUGGCGCGCCAUCUCGUGCACUGAUUUUUUUCCCCUCUCACCCCGUCCAUUACCAGGGCAGCGCAUGAGCGCUAUAAAUAAGCCACGGGGCAUCCACUCCUCGGCAACAAAGCACAAGCUGAUUUCUUGAAGCUUUCGAGCUCGAGCCAGCAACACAAGUACACAACACAAGAGGUGACGGAAUAGAGCAAGCGAUGGGGAGAAGCUGUGAGCAAUGGCGAGAGCGGGAGCUGGUGCUUGCUCUUGCCCUCCUCGUGCUCGCGUUCGCUCUCGUGCAGUGCGCGGGUGUUGUCGACGGAGAGGAGGGUGAGGGUGGCCGUCCGGCGGAGGCAGAGCCCGCGACGGAGCAGACGGGGCCGCCGCUGCCUCCCGGGUGGACGGGCGACUCUGGGUCCGCGCAUGGGUCAACCCCUGGCGGCGGUUCUUGGGAGUAUGGCUGGGGUUGGGCUGCCGGGCCUGACGGGAAGGGUGGCGGGUUCGGGUUUGGUUAUGGAGGCAGCGGAGGCGAAGGCGGCGGUGGAGGUGGUGGUGGCGGAGGAGGAGGUGGUGGUGGUGUAGGAAGUGGGAAGGCGUUUGGUUUCGGCAUUGGUGGGUAUAAAGGCCACCAUGGCGGCUUUGGAGGUGGUGGCGGCGGCGGGGGCCGUUCUGGCAGCUACGGUGGUGGCUUCGGUGGUGGCAGCGGGGGUGGCGAUGCUGGUGGCUUCGGUGGAGGUGAUGGUGGUGGGCAGCAUGGAGAAGGUGGCAACGGCGGUGGAGGAUAUGGUGGCGACGCUGGUGGUUUUGGCGGUGGCGGCGCUGGUGGAUACGGCAGCUCUGGUGCCGGUGCAGGAGACGGUGGUGAGCCGCAUCACGGCCAACCUGGCAGCGGCGAUGGAGAUGGGGCUGGAUACAAGGGACUCUACGGCGGCGGAGCCUGGAGCAAGCGCGGCCACUUCCGCGGCGGAAGGUCAGCGCACAAGGACGGUGGCGACAACAACUGAAGCUGCCCGUCGUUGUCUGCAACCGUAUGCUGAAUUGCUGAUAACUGGCAAUGGCAGAAAUAUGUCUGGUCCAGAAAUCACGGAAAUAUGUAGCUAUGCGCGAUGUAGUAUAGUGCCUCUAUGGUGUUAUCAACCGUGCUUCUCGUCACAACGCAUAAGCUUCCUUAUGCAGAGUGUUGAAUACUAGGUGUAAGGAGCUUCAGCUAGUGCAGCAGAGGCUGCAGAGCUAUAUGAUGCUCCUGGGGGCUAUGCAACAGAUGCUUGGCUGAUGCAAGUGCAAAUCCCUCCUGUCCCUGAUGUACAAUAAACCAUCAGAGAAGGUAUUGCCAAUUUGCUACAGAGAAAAAUAGUUCCCCCCUACUGGCA